This is a messenger RNA of Blepharisma stoltei, 3528 nucleotides long. NCBI's taxonomy places the organism in Eukaryota, Ciliophora, Heterotrichea, Heterotrichida, Blepharismidae. The record is from the annotation of a GenBank genome assembly.
AUGAUAGCUUUUCUUUCGAUACUUUGUUGGCUUUCUGCAAGCCAGUUUGUUACGAUUCCUAUUUUAUAUAGUCGAUAUACCCCUUCAUGGGCUGUUGACUAUAUUAAGACCAAUAUAGCAUGUUCAGCAGGCACUGAAGCAGCCUGCAGUUCAGACUCUCCAUUUCAAUAUGUAGCGAUAGAAAUCAAUGAUUUUUCAGAUUUUGAAAGCAUUUUUGAAAACUCUGGAUAUAUUUUUGUUUUCGAUGGAACCCAAUCUCUCAGUAUGACUUCUUUCAUAAAUUAUUACGCAAGGGCUUAUGGAUUUAUUCAAGUUGUUUAUGGAAAUGCUCCAGAAAAUACUCCAGAAUAUGUUUACUAUACAGAUUAUCCCUUUUCAACUUAUAGAAAAGCAGCUUUAUCUAUAGCGAAAAAAUACAAUAUUCAAAAAGCAGUGGCUAUAAUAACUAGCGAUUUUCCCGGGAUGGACUUUACUAAUAAUGAAGGCGUUGAAAUUGUAGCUCAAUACGUAAUUAUACAUUCGGCUCCAUACGAAUAUAUUUUGCAGCUAUUAGCAAAAGAAAUCAAACCAUUAGGAAUAAAAUGGAUUUUCUUUGAAACAAGCACGCGCGUCUCUGAAUUGAUUCAGAAAGCUUUGGUAGAGGCAGAUAUGUAUAAAGAAGGCUAUACAUAUCUAUUUAUGCAAGAGGCUUCUUGAGGCGCAUCUUUAGAAGGAGCGAUUACAUUGGAAGCGCGCUGAUAUCAUAGUAGGGGAAUUCUUGAAUUUACAAGUAAUGCUAUCUAUUGGACUUCUGUAGGGAUAUACGAAAUGAUCACUACUAACGAAAUACAAGGAUCUUACUCUCCAUAUACACUGGAUAAAUUCAUAGGGCAAUUGUUCACUUUUGAAGCUCAAGGAUUCACAAUUUGAAAUGCCCAAAGUGAAGGAAACUUAACAGCUGUAGGGAAGAUCAAUGGAGAUGGACUCAAUAUAUAUUCCCCUGUUAUGUUUCCUGGAGGAACUUAUAAUCUUCCAAAUAAUGAUAAUUUACAGAUCGCUUUCAGCAUAAAUGGAGCAUCAUCUACAGAUGAUGGAAGAAAUGCCAUGAAUCAGUUAGGAGCUGCUUAUGCAAUUAAUAUCAUCAAAACAGAGAAAUUAAAGCUGGAAAAUUUUGAUAUAGUUACUAAUAAUAUUUCUGACUGUGGAAGUAGUAAUUUUGUCUAUAACUCUUCAUACGAAUGCUUUGCAAAUCAUAUCUCUGAGUUCGGAUAUUUUCAUAUAUCAGCAAUAGAGACAUCUAUGGCUCUUGGAAUGAUUGAAAUAUUGAAAGCUCUAAAUCUAUCAACUCCAGUAUUAGGAGUAGAGACAUCAACUACUAUGAAUGAUCUUAAGUAUUAUCCUCAAUAUAUUAGAGUAUCUUAUCCAAAUUCACACACAGCAUCUGCUGCUGCCCUAAUAUUAAGCAUUUUUGGCAUCUCAAAAUGCUCUUUCCUAUACUCUGAUUCGAUAUGAGGGAGAGACUUUGAAUAUCAAUUUGAAAAUCAGACAAAAUCAUACAAUAUACAAAUUUUGAACAAAAAUAGGGCAGUUCCCUUAGGAUUUAAUGGCUCUAAUAGCAAUAUUAUAAAAGAAGUUAUCAAAACCAAAAGCAGAUAUGUUGUAUUAGAAAUUUAUCAGCCAGAUAUUUUAUAUGUGAUAGAAUCAUUUUAUGAUUUAGGGAUGAGAAAAGGUGAUAUUUAUUUGAUCGUUGGAGAUGGAAUGAUAAGUUUAUCAGACUUAGAUGAACAAAGAAUUGGCUCUAAUUCAUAUAAAAAAAGAGCAGAAAUCAUGAAUAAUCUCAUUUAUAUAAGCUUUCCAGCAUUUCAAAACCAAGCUGGCUUAGCUAUUGAAAAUGAGUUUUUAUCAUUAUAUGGCUUUGCGUAUGACUAUAUGUGCUUAUUCUAUGAUGCCGCGUAUCUUGGAAUUUAUGCAAUUGACUAUUUAUUACAUGAAGGAGUUAAUGUUAAUAGCUCUACAAUCGUUAAAAUAAUUAGAGACAUCAAAUUUACUGGCUGCUCUGGAAUAGUGAGGAUAAGUCAAGAUGAUAGUGACAGAUUAACGACAAAUCUUGGAAUCCACAAUUUAAUAGAAAUUAACUCGACCUGGACAAUUAAUCAAUGUGGACGCUAUGAUCCAAGCCAACUUAUUGUACUUCAGAUGUCAAAAACUAUUUCUUGAGUAACUGAUGGUGAAGUUCCUAAUGACAUUAUUGGAGAUGGUCAAGAAUGCCCAUUCAGAAGUAUCGAUGUUCAAUCAUUUUUUUAUGGAUAUAUUCUAUUGAUAAUUAUAGAAAUUAUUCCCUUCAUAUUUGGAGUUGGUGCAUUGAUAAGGUUUUACUAUUAUAUUUUUGAGCCAAAGCUACAGAAACUAACAUCUCCAGAAAAAGAGAAUUUAUAUGAUAUUCUUUCAUACCUGCUUAUGUUAAUUGAAAGUUUACAGUACAUGCAGAUAGGACCUGAUUUUACAAAUUUUUUCCCUAAGUGAUCUAACGUAACUAAGCUUUCAGUCCUUGACAUCAGAGGUUGAAACAAGCAAGAUAAGUUCACAUUUUGAAAUCAAGUCCAGCUAUUCGAAGCACUCUCGUUUUUAUGAAUUAUUUUUCAGUUAUGGAGCAAAUUAAGAAUAGUUCAAAAAUCAAGAAACUUUAUAAUUAUGACGAUCAAUGAAUUCAAUCUAUACUUUUUGCCUCUAGUUGGAGAUGCACUAUUUCUUCCUAUAUGCUUGACUCUUUUUCAAACAUAUCAAUGCACUAGCAGUAUUGGAAACAAUUUUAAAGACAGUUUCAAUAAUCAUGCUUGCUCAACUUUUUGCUGGCAAGGAGAGCAUAUUAGCUAUGUAAUCGCCUCUUCAAUAGCUGUUUGUUUAUAUAUGCCAACAAGUUUGUACUUUAGAUCAACCUGGAAAGAUGAUCAUCCUUUUCAUUUUCAAGAGUCAAUAUUCCAUUGCGUAUUAAAAAGCUUUGUGCAAAUGGUUUUAAUUGCGAUAUAUACUAUUGUUCAUCCAGCAUCAGAGGAUACUUUUUUAGGACUUGGAAUAGGUUUAUUAUCAGUAUAUAUAGCUAUUUCAAUAUUCAAAAAGCCUUUCAAUUAUGAUAGAGCCUCACUGUGAUAUAUUAUAUUUUUAUUUUGCAGUCUAUUAAUUUGGGUUUCUUGCGCAUUAGCCAAGCUUGAUGAAGUUUUUGCAUUGAUCCUACUUGGAGUAGGGUGGACUUUCAUUAUAGUUGCUGGGCUUUUUUAUCAAAAAAUGUAUCUUCCUUCUCUUUUGCUAUCUGAAAAAGCUCAAAAUAUUCACAAAUUAUUUAGGUUUCAAUUAUUUGCAAUGAGUCCUGAAGAUGCUGGGAUUUCUAAGUCCGUUAGAUAUUUGUAUGCUCAAAGCUCUGUAAAUGAAGAUGAAACAAAUAAUAGAACGAGAUACAAUUUUAAGGUAAAUAAUUUCCAAAGUGAAGACAACAUGCACUCAAGCAAGAAUUUUAUUGACUCAAGUAAUUUGAAUUUUGAAGGUAUAAUUUAA